Molecule: messenger RNA, 602 nt
Organism: Piliocolobus tephrosceles (Ugandan red Colobus)
Lineage: Eukaryota; Metazoa; Chordata; Mammalia; Primates; Cercopithecidae
Gene: VPREB3
Product: V-set pre-B cell surrogate light chain 3
Exons: 2
Coding region: 100-471 (123 amino acids)
Source: RefSeq, a predicted model, not a curated record
UCUGUUGUGGUCCAGUGGCCUUCCCAGCCCUGUGCCCCAAAGCACCUGGAGCAUAUAGCCUUGCAGAACUUCUCCUUGCCUGCCUCCCUGCCUCUGGCCAUGGCCUGCUGGUGCCUCAGCUUCCUUCUGAUGGGGACCUUCCUGUCAGUCUCCCAGACAGUCCUGGCCCAGCCGGAUGCACUGCUGGUCUUCCCAGGCCAAGUGGCUCAACUCUCCUGCACGCUCAGCCCCCAGCACGUCACCAUCAGGGACUAUGGUGUGUCCUGGUACCAGCAGCGGGCAGGCAGUGCCCCUCGAUAUCUCCUCUACUACCGCUCGGAGGAGGAUCACCACCGGCCUGCUGACAUCCCUGAUCGAUUCUCUGCAGCCAAGGAUGAGGCCCACAAUGCCUGUGUCCUCACCAUCAGUCCUGUGCAGCCUGAAGAUGACGCGGAUUACUACUGCUCUGUUGGCUACGGCUUUGGUCCCUAGGGAUGGGGUGAGAGAAGUGCCUCCCCUCUGCCUCCCGUUUCUGCCCCUGACCUUGGGUCCGUUUUUAACUUUCUCUGAGCCUUGCUUCCCCUCUGUAAAAUGGGUUAAUAAUAUUCAACAUGUCAACAACA